Messenger RNA from Drosophila kikkawai, 840 nucleotides. RefSeq names its product chondroitin proteoglycan 2. The record is from RefSeq and is a predicted model, not a curated record. Gene Ontology annotation, molecular function: chitin binding. NCBI's taxonomy places the organism in Eukaryota, Metazoa, Arthropoda, Insecta, Diptera, Drosophilidae. Gene Ontology annotation, cellular component: extracellular region.
AUGACGAGCUAUCUCCUGGCCCCAACACUGGCGCAAAAAGGAGACUCUCGGCUCCUGAAACCCACCAACUCUGUGACCAUUCGCCAGAGCGGCGGAAGCAUUUGUGCCAAUCAUUUGGUUGGUGAAUUUGUGGAGCAUCUGGAGGAUUGUCAUAUGUUUUACCUUUGCGUGGAAAAUGGUGAUGCCGUCUUGGCCUCUUGCCCACCCACAAUGCUUUUUAACUCGGAGAGUCGACUUUGCGACACUGCUGGCAAUGUAAAAUGCCGGAAUAGCACAAACAAUGGCACUCCUUCCGGAGACGCAGGCGGCGGCGGCGGCGGAGCUGGUGACAGUGAUCUUAACAACAUGGUCACGGAUGCUGCCACUUAUUGUGCUGCUACACAAACGCAACAGCAACAGUCCAGCGAUCGGAUUGUUUAUGUUGGGAGCUCGAGCAGCUGCAGCAAAUAUUACAUUUGCUAUUACGGCCAGGCCAUACUCCAGGAGUGCAGCUCGCAGUUGCACUGGAAUGCGAUGACCGGCAAAUGCGAUAUUCCGGAGAGAGCUCAGUGCACGUUGGGGGCCCAGGAGGAGCAGGAGGAACACAGGCCAUCGAAUGGUAAUUCCAACUACAGGCCGGGCGGUGCCAUUUCGAGUGAUCUCAUCCAUUGCCCCGCCUACGGUCAGCAUUUGUAUCCGCACAUGCAGCGCUGCGAAUUCUUCAUUUAUUGCGUAAAAGGUCAUGCCAGUCUACAGCAGUGUCCCUUUUAUUAUUUCUUUGACAUUGCCUCAAAAAGUUGCCAAUGGUCGCGAACGGCGUUGUGUGUGAGAGAUUUGAAUUUGACGCCAUUAAUAAAAUAG